This is a messenger RNA of Symbiodinium sp. CCMP2592, 837 nucleotides long. The record is from the annotation of a GenBank genome assembly. Lineage: Eukaryota; Dinophyceae; Suessiales; Symbiodiniaceae.
AUGGACUUCCAACAGUCGGCGGAGGAGUUGCUGACAAAGCUCGACACCUACCGUGAGCAGUUGGCCCAAGUGGAAGAGGCCCUGGAACAGCAGCCUGAUGAGCCGUCCCUGGUGAAGCUGAAGAACGACCUUACAGAGGUCAUCGUCUUGACGGAAGAUUUGGUCAAGUACCAGGCCGCAGCGCCCACCGAAGCCGAGACGGGUGCCGAGACGGCUGGCAGGGCGAGCGCUCCUCCAGUGCCGCUGCCCACUUCUCGUUCCGCCGGCAAGUCGGUGCACACCGCGCUCGUCGGCCGCACGUGCGAGGCCUUCUUUGAGCAGAAGUGGUACAACGGUGAGAUCAAGUCUGUCCGCCGGGACGAGCGUGGGCAGGAGCGAUGCAUGGUGGAGUUCAUCGGCUUCUCCAACAACAGGGAGUUCAAGGUGACGGACGUCCGCCUUUUGCGACCACCACAUCCAGCCCAGUGUCAGCCAGGAACGAAGUGCCAGGCGAUCUUCCCAGACGAUGGCCUCUGGUACGACUGUGUCAUUACGGAGCAGACGGAGAAGGGCUACAAGAUCACCUUCAUGGACUAUGGCAGCCGUGCCGAGGUCCGCUUCGAUCAGAUCCGGCUGCAGACCUCGGGGAAAGUCGGGCAGCAGAAGCGCACCAUCAAGGAGGUCACCACGCCGGCCGGGUACAAGAUUCCAGAGAGCAUGCAGAUCCAGAAGACCGAUACCGAAGACAUUAUCGAGGCCAAGCGGAGGAAGAUCACGGCCUCCCGGCAUUCAUUGGCCCUUCUUUGCUGUGGUUGCUCGGAUGAUGGACGGAAGAUAGCAAAUGGAGUUAAGUUCUAA